This is a messenger RNA of Pieris macdunnoughi, 723 nucleotides long. NCBI's taxonomy places the organism in Eukaryota, Metazoa, Arthropoda, Insecta, Lepidoptera, Pieridae. The record is from the annotation of a GenBank genome assembly.
AUGUGUGAAGAAUUCAAGUUAUUAAAACAAGGUGCUGAAGCUAAGUUGUUAGUGUGCAACUAUUUAGGAAAACCAACGCUUAUUAAGGAACGGUUUCAAAAGAAUUAUCGACAUCCAGAUUUAGAUGAGGCUAUAACAAAAGAGAGAAUUAAGAAUGAAGCCCGAUCAAUUGUUCGCUGUAAGGCAAUUGGUGUUAAAACUCCAACUUUAUAUUUAGUUGAUUUUGACCGAAGGCGUAUAUAUAUGCAGCAUUUUGAAAAUAGUAUUACAGCAAAAGAUUUUAUCAUAAACACUAAAAAGCUUGAAACAGGCGAUGGAUCAGAUAACCUUAAUAUACUUUCCCAAAAAAUUGGAGAGACAGUGCGAAAGUUGCAUGAAAAUAGUAUUAUUCAUGGUGAUUUGACUACCUCCAAUAUUCUAAUUAUUAAAAAAAAUCCUGCCUCCAAUGUUUCAAAAUCUUUGGAACAGGAUAACAUGGAAUUAGUAAUGAUUGAUUUUGGCUUGUCUCAUACAUCAUCUAAUGCAGAAGAUAUGGGUGUAGAUUUAUAUGUGUUAGAAAGAGCUAUUAUAAGCACACAUAAUGACUGUCCAGAUUUGUUUCCUAGAAUUUUAGAAUCUUAUCAAAACAUUAAAACAAAGAAUAAAUCUUAUAACAUUAGGGAAGUUAUAAAUAAAUUUGAAGAAGUUAGAGCCAGGGGCAGAAAGAGGACUAUGGUUGGUUAA